CAUCGUGUUUCGGUGUCUGUGGCACGUUUAGCUGUUUGCUGCCCGUUUGCACCUGCCGGCCACUGUAUGAAGCUAAACUCAGGAGGAGAAAAUCAGUGGAGUUUAAAAAAAAUCUCUCUUGUACUUCAUUGACCUCUUAUUUUUGCAGCAAAUCAUUUGAAAAAAUGUUCUCGUUGUAAUUUUGUGUUUGUGUUUUGUAAAUUUUGUCCCCGGCAGAGUUGAUUUGUUGGUCUGAAGGUCAAAAGUUUAAAAACCACAACACUCAGAGGUUGGGCACCCUGAAUACUCUGACAUUAGACUCGCCUCUGUGCGGCGGCGGCUGGUGGGGAUACUGGUAUGUCCUCUGAAGCGAUGUAAACACAAACGUGUGUGUGUGUCUGUUUGUGUGUUGGCGGACUCUCAUGAAAAGCAAGAUGGCGGUGGAGCGCACAGCCGGCUCGGCUCGAUGACUGACGGACAGACAGAGGAGGCAGCCGCUCUCAUAGUGGGACUAACGGAUAGACUCGGAGGGAAACCAGAAUAAAACCACCAGUCCUCCUGGCGACCAGCACACCUCCAUCCCACGGCAAUGCAGCUGCACCGACGACCCACCGAGUGAAGUUCUGCGUGAGGACCGAUUUAACGUUCAUAAGCGGAGGGCAGUUGGUGGGGAUGGGAAAUGAUGGAGGACAAAGGCCCCCGUGUAGCCGACUACUUUGUGGUUGCCGGUCUGACGGAUCCGUCCAAGCCAUUGGACCAGGAGAUCCAUUUUGAUGAUGUGUGCCACAAAACGGCCAAGCCAAAAGCGCCCAUCACUGAUGUAGCAGUGGUAAUCCGGUCACUUGGUGAAGAGGUACCUCCGGGGUUCACGUGCAUAGAGACCACGGCGACCGGACACUCAGCUGAUCUGAACAAUGGAGGCCUCAUGGCGCCUCAAAUCUUCCUGUGCUACAGGCGAGGCCGGGACAAACCACCGCUCACUGAUCUGGGGGUCCUGUAUGAGUGGAAAGAGCGGCUAAAACAGGGCUGUCACCUCAUCCAGACCACGCCCGCUGGUCGGCCCGCCAACAUCAGCGGUAACUCCUCCCAGCGAAUCUACGUCACCUAUCGCCGAGCGCCUGACAGCCAGCUGCAUGCCUCCCUGGCUGUCACCGACAUCUGCAUCAUCAUCCCGAGCAAGGGGGAGACGCCCCCACACACCUUCUGCAAGGUGGAGAAGAAUCUCAACAGCAGCAUGUGGGGCUCCUCUGUUUACCUGUGUUACAAGAAGUCUGUGGCCAAAACCAACGUAAUCGCCUACAAAGCAGGUUUGUUCAGCAGAUAUCCAGAGGAGGACUACGAGUCAUUCCCUCUGCCGGAGUCAGUCCCUCUCUUCUGCCUUCCCAUGGGGGCCACAAUCGAGUGCUGGCCAGCAAACACAAAGUACGCCCUUCCUGUUUUUUCCACCUUUGUCCUCACCGGAGCCUCCGGAGAUAAGGUCUAUGGUGCUGCCAUCCAGUUUUAUGAGCAGUACCCACAGGAGUGCCUGACUGAUCAGCAGCUCACCCAGUUGGGUCUCCUGAGCCCAGAACAAUGCAAAUCCUCUCCAUCCAACUCUGCAGCUGAUGCCACCAACAAUACUGCAAACGGCUCCACUAACGCCAGCUCAGUCUACACCAACAAGUGCAUCUGCCUUCUCUCCCACUGGCCCUUCUUUGAUGCUUUCCGCAAGUUCCUGACAUUCCUGUACCGCUACUCCAUCUCAGGCCCGCACGCGCUUCCCAUCGAGAAGCACAUCUCUCACUUUAUGCACAAAGUUCCUUUCCCGUCCUCCCAGAGGCCUCGCAUUUUGGUGCAGCUUUCUCCUCAUGACAGCCUGAUGUUGAGCCAGCCAGUGAGCUCUCCGUUACCACUCAGCGGAGGAAGAUUUUCCACACUGCUCCAUAACCUCGGCCCAGAGAACGCCGUCACCUUACUCGUGUUCGCUGUCACAGAACAUAAAAUCCUGGUCCAUUCUUUACGGCCGGCAGUGCUGACGAGCGUCACGGAGGCCUUGGUGUCUAUGAUCUUUCCCUUCCACUGGCAGUGUCCUUACAUCCCCCUGUGCCCCCUGGCAUUGGCUGACGUGUUGAGUGCCCCCUGUCCAUUUAUUGUUGGAGUGGAUUCUCGGUACUUUGACCUUUAUGACCCUCCACCUGAUGUGAACUGUGUAGACCUGGACACAAACACCAUCUUCCACAACGACGAUAAGCGAGCUCUCACAUGGAAGGUCCUGCCAAAGAAAGCCUGUAAAAACCUAAUGAAUGUGCUGAGUAAUCUCCACCAGCAGCUGGUUGAUGGUCAGUACCGUUCUGACGGGCUGCUGGAGCUGAGUAUGAGCGAUUCACAAGAGCUGAGCUGUGGGAAGAGUCUCCACACACUGGAGCUGGAGAUCCAGGAAGCCUUCCUGCGCUUCAUGGCAGCUAUUUUAAAGGGUUACCGCUCCUUUCUGCGCCCCAUCACACAGGCACCUUCGGAGAAAGCUACAGACGCCAGCUCGCUCUUCGACUUACAAGGAUUCUUGAAGAGCCGUGACCGCUCGCACCAGAAGUUCUACUCUCUGAUGACCAAGACCCAGAUGUUCAUCCGCUUCAUCGAGGAAUGCUCCUUCGUCAGCGACAAAGACACCAGCUUGGCGUUCUUUGACGACUGUGUUGACAAGCUUUACAACUCAGAACGGAGUGCAGAGAAAGGAGGGAAGGUGGAUGGUGACCGCCCCGACGAGACCAGGCUGAUCGAGAUUGAUGAAUCCCAGCGCAGCGAGCACACAGUCUUCAUCACACCUCCAGAGCUGCCGCCUCUGCCUGAUGGGGAGGAAUAUCCACUGUGCUACAGGUAUGAUGGUUUCCCGGUGUUAACUCUGGAGCUGUUCGACCCUGUGGAGGGCCUGCGGACACCCUCCUCCCGCCUUGCUGCCAGACACAGCUGUCCCACCAGUCCUGCCCCGAUGUUCAGACGCACCAAGCAGGAGAUCAAAUCAGCGCAGAAGAUAGCCAAGAAGUACUCGUCCAUCCCUCAGCUGUGGUCCAAGUGCCUGCUUCGUCACUGUUACGGCCUGUGGUUCAUCUGUCUGCCAGCGUACGUGAAGGUCUGUCACUCCAAGGUCCGGGCGCUGCGCACCGCCUACGACGUCCUCAGGAAGAUGCAGGCCAAGAAGCUGCAGCCUCCUGAUGAGGUGUGCUACCGGGUCCUGAUGCAGCUGUGUGGACAGUAUGGCCAGCCUGUCCUGGCUGUCAGAGUCCUCUUUGAGAUGAAGAAGGCCGGCGUUCACCCCAAUGCCAUCACCUACGGCUACUACAACAAGGCAGUGUUAGAGAGCACGUGGCCUUCCAGCACCAGAGGAGGAUACUUCCUGUGGAUGAAGCUGAGAAAUGUCAUUCUGGGCGUGGCUCAGUUCAAAAGAGCUCUGCGACGACAUGGACCUCUCAUCCAGAGCCCUCUGUCAGACGGCAGUGACCUGGACGCUGUGAGUCAUGGCAGUCUGGAUAGCUCUGCUGAGCCUAACCUGGCCGAGCAGAGCCCCUUCGCCUCUGACUCCGUCAAAGUAGACCCCACUGACGAUAUAUCUAGCACAGGAGAUCAGUCGGAUUUGGGUUAUAACUCCCUGUCCAAGGAGGAAGUUCGGCGAGGAGACCCCGUUCCCCAGGACUCCGUCCCCAACAAAGACGAUAAGAAGGAGAGCGACUGCAGCUCCUUGUCAGAGACUGAAAGUGCAAAGGGAAGUAAGGACUGCCUCCCUCAGCUGGACUUGGAGAUCAGUUCCUCCUUCAAACCUCGUGGCAUCGUCCGGAGCAGCUAUCCGUAUGGAAAUUCUGCGAGUAAACCUAAGAGCUCCACAAGUGCAGGACACAUCGCCGGUCUCCUCUUCACCACCUCUCUGGAUGAGAUUGGAGAGGUUCACACCAACAGCUUGCUCAGGAGACACCGGAGCGCCCUGGAGGAGGUGGUGGGCAGUUCUGGCAGCGGCGCCGCUCUGGACUGGCAGGUUGUGAGAGGCAGCCGGCUGAGCGGGGACACAAUAGGAAGCAGCGGCAGUGGCACCACCGUCCUUGGCCUCAGUAUGAGCCAGGCUGAGACCGACCCAGAUAAGAUUGCGGGACACCUGGGCGCAGAUGCCAAAAUUCUCUCCGGUACUAAUUACAGCAAGAGCAAGAGGCCUCAUUUAAGGGGUUUUGUAGGGCUGGAGAAGCUGUCCGCUAAAGCUAUGAAAAACUGUAAUCACAGAGAGGAGGAAGAGGAUGCACAGGACUACAGUGAUGAAGACAAAAGUAACAUAGAAGCCAUUUUUGAUUUUGAAGAUCUGGAUAUAGAAAAGCCUGCACCAGGGGCCAAACAUCUUAAAACUCACAAAAGACCUGUUGAACGCAGCACCAGCUAUGGAGGCAUGAGCACCGUGUUGUCCAAGGGAACAGUGAAGCGUACAGGCAUCGAAACAGGCUUCGACCCUCUCUCCCUCCUGGCUGCAGAGUCACAGACCACUCAGCAAGAUGUGAGCCAUUACUCAGAAGAAGACGAGGCCAGCACGGCGAGCGCUCGCAGGAACCUGGCCAGAGAGAUAGAACUCUACAUGAGCCACAUGGACACCCCACUGAGCAGCCGCACGUCCAGCUCGGAGCUGCAGGAUCCCGUCAGCCCCCUGCUCCUCCACCCCUCCUCGGCUUCCGCCUUCCGCAGAUCCAGCCUGCCCCAUACCUCCUCUCUCAGGACGACUGGAGUACCCCGCUCCAGCACCUUCCACCAGACCUCCCCCUCCCAGCCCAUCUCGCGCCAGCGCCUGAUGUCGUCCCCUUCCUGCCGGAGCUCCAGCACCAGCCCCAGCCUCAGCCCUCGACCCAGUCCAUUCAGGGAGCAUGCCGACAUGACAAGCCUGGCGUCGCCUUCCUCGUCCUCCUUUGCCAUGGACACCCUGCUCACACCGACACUGGACGUUUUCAAGACCAGUAUGUUCUCGGCUGGGAGGGGCGUGGCCGAGAAGGCAAGCCGUUGGUACUCACGUUUUGCUACGUACACCACACCCACCAAGGACAUUUACGGUGACCGUCUGAGUGUGUCCUCCCUCAGUGUUGGAGAUCCAGACUGCUCAUCCGUGCAGGACGAAGCAGAGUGUGAGGAGGCGGAGAGCCUUGUAGUCUCCCCACAGAAGAAUGGACCUUCUGGUUUCCGCAGGAGCCACAGGAGAAGCCCUGUCCACAGCAGAGUGGACAGUCCCACAGUAAGCCGCAGCCUCGGGAGACCAACAUCUCUUCCUCCUGGAUGUCCUCUCUCUCUGCCUGGAUUCUCUCUGCCGGACAAGUCCGACCUUGGAUCUUCACGCUACACCAGCAACACCAGCAUCUUCAACAACUACGCCAUGGAGCUGCUAAUUUCUAGCUGCUCUCGCUGUAAAACAUGCGAUUGUUUGGUGUAUGACGAGGAGAUCAUGGCCGGCUGGACAGCCGACGACUCAAACCUCAACACCACCUGCCCCUUCUGUGGAAACCCCUUCCUGCCUUUCCUCAACGUGGAGAUCCGGGACAUGAGAGGACCCGGAAGGCUUUUCCUGAAGGGCAGCCCAUCUGUGGAUGACGCCAUGACAUCAUCGUACUCCGCCUCCACGGGUUUGGACACAGGGACGUCCACGUUGUCUACGCCGUGUCCCACUACAGCUGUGUUCCCUCCCUCACCAACUGCAGCUGCGCAGGAAUCUUCUGGAGGGGCUUGGCCCAACAGGGCUCAAGGCAUCAACAUCCCCACAGAGCGGCGCCAGGGGUCGCGGUCCUCCGGAGGACCCAUGACCCGUAGCGUCAGCGCCUUCGGCCCCAUGGAGGAAGAGUCCCAGUUCAGCCACCACCUGCCGACAUCAGGCAGUCUGCCGAGCCACCUGAACGAAGCCACGGACCCACUGAGCAUGGACUGGCAGCUCCACAAUCCUGAGCCGGUGACGGUUCCCUACCUGAGCCCACUAGUGCUGUGGAAGGAGCUGGAGAGUCUGCUGGAGAACGAGGGUGACCCGGUGAUCGCCGAAGCAGACAUGGUGGACCAUCAUCCCAUCAUCUACUGGAACCUGGUGUGGUACUUCAGACGGCUGGACCUGCCCAGCAACCUGCCGGGCCUCAUCCUCACCUCUGAGCACUGCAACAGAGACUUGCAGGUACCUCGUCAUUGGAUGUCCGAGGACAGUAAACACGUGCUGAUCCAGAUCCUGUGGGACAACCUGAAGCUGCAUCAGGACCCCGUCCAGCCUCUCUACAUCCUCUGGAACACAUACAAUGCAGGGUACCCUCUGUCCCGGCUAGUCCCGGAGGAGGAGAAGCCCUUCACCGACGAGCUGCUGCAGGGCGUGGUUAGGAGCAUCCAGAGGAAUGACGUCAGCCGCCCGAUGGCUCAGCUGCUGCAGCUCCUGGACAAGAUGCUUGGAGUCAAACGGCAAAGGAGUUUGUACAGGGACAUCCUCUUCCUCUCCCUGGUGGCUCUGGGAAAAGAUAACAUUGAUAUUGAUGCCUUCGACCGGGAGUACAAGCUGGCGUAUGAUCGCCUGCUGCCGCACCUGGUGAAGCUGACCCACAACUGUGACCGUCCUCCGAGCACGGGCGUGAUGGAAUGCCGCAGGACGUUUGGAGAACCUUACCUGUGAAAGGCUCACCUUCAUCUCUCUCCUCAUGGCUUUAACUCCAGCUCAGGAACCCUGCAGGAAGACUGAAUGUGCACUACGGUAACGCUCGGAGCAGCCGUCGGCGAUCGACUGCGCCCUGUUUAAUGUAGCCUGAACGUUUUACAGACUUCAUCUUGGCGAUGAGACAAACUCCCAGUGCUUAUGGACAUCAUCCAGCAUCUCACCUCGUCUGUGUUAAAAUCCUGUGAAAAUGACAGAUAUACUGUAAAUACAAGACUUUUUAACCCAUCAUUUAUGUUUAAUCACAAAAUCAAAUGAAGACUAACUAGCAAUAUUUUAACUUGAAUUGUAUUUAUACAAAGUUAGCUUUAUUUAUUGCAUCCUGUUGUUGCCGUGUUGUCAAAGAACUCACUGCUCUCACCUCCAAACCCAGGAGAACCUGUUUACGUUGCAUCAAACCACCAAAAACAGCCAUUUUCUACCGCUUAUUCCAUAGUGGGUCGCGGGGAAGCUGGUGCCUAUCUCCAGCAGUCUGCGGGCGAGAGGCGGGGUAGGACAGGUCGCCAGUCCAUCGCAGGGCAACACACAAACAACCACCAAAAACAAAAACAUAAAAAGCUGCAUUUCUCAAGUCAAACCGCAGGAAACAUAAGCAGCUCUUUUAAAAACCAUUUCAUGCCAAACAUAGACUGCAGGCUCUCUGUUUCAGCACAGAUAAAUGUUUUAUUCAGUGACAUUUUAUGUCCUCUGUUUCUCUGCUUUUAAUUCAGUUUUCUUCAGAAAGACUGGCACAAAACUAGAAGUGACCGUGUUAACCGUUGACCUUCUCCACAGAGGCUCCACUCAGUAACUAGAAGUAGACAGCAGAGGUUAUGCAAAGGAAAACUGUUGCAGGCAGUUAACUUAAUUUUACUUUCAAAAGAUGAACAACUUGAAUAUUUUUCCAUAAUAAUGAGAUGAGGUCCCUGAUUCUGGAUACUUUGAGAAGAAACAUGUUUGGUUUGUUGAACAUCAUUUCCCUAACAGAGCAUCAUUAUCAGACUUCCUACAUUUAUUGAAGACAUUUCUAAAGAGUCCAGAGAUUAAAUUUGGAACCUGGAAAACCCAGAGACAGACAGACAGGAAGGAUGGAUGGAUAGGAAAGGCUGAUGGAUCGAUGGAUGAAUGGUUGAAUAUCGGAAUGGAUGGACAUACAGAUGGACCGAUAUUGGGACAGAUAGUGGGAUAAAACGAUGGAAGAAAGGACAGAUAUCGGGGUGGACAGACUGAUGGAUGGACAGACUGGCAUAAGGGUAAACAGACAAAUAAAAUAGCAGGAUGGACAGAGAGGUGGAUGGGUAACAACGUGGACUAAAUUAGUCUGGAAUAUGUUUUCUUUUUUUUUUUUUACAGGUCCAAUUUUGUAGAAGUCUGAAAUCUGAUUUAAGGCUUUCCAAACUGUGUAGGAACCCUGUUUGUAUUUUAUACAGAUGUUUAAAUGAAAAUCUGAGCAUUUAUUGCAUACCAUGACCUGUCUUGCAGAUGUCCAGUUUCCAUCUGAUUGGUUGUGGCCUUGUUCUUUCAGUCAAAUAAGUGAAAACGCCUUCGAGACGUCUGCUUUACCAGGUCGUCUCCACAGGCGGGAAUCAGCUGGUAACAAAUAUACAAAUAAUAUCCUAAUACAGGAGUUAUUAAACAGCUCAGCAGCUCACAACACAGCUUUAAACUAUACAGGUCCUUCUCAAAAUAUUAGCAUAUUGUGAUAACGUUCAUUAUUUUCCAUAAUGUCAUGAUUAAAAUUUUACAUUCAUAUA
Girardinichthys multiradiatus is the source of this 8382-nucleotide messenger RNA. Its product is annotated as C-myc promoter-binding protein-like. Bases 659 to 6610 code for a protein of 1983 amino acids. Gene Ontology annotation, cellular component: ESCRT I complex; cytoplasmic vesicle. Gene Ontology annotation, molecular function: protein binding. Lineage: Eukaryota; Metazoa; Chordata; Actinopteri; Cyprinodontiformes; Goodeidae. The record is from RefSeq and is a predicted model, not a curated record. Gene Ontology annotation, biological process: regulation of Rab protein signal transduction. The transcript is spliced from 33 exons.